Sorghum bicolor (sorghum) is the source of this 2113-nucleotide messenger RNA. RefSeq names its product galactoside 2-alpha-L-fucosyltransferase. NCBI's taxonomy places the organism in Eukaryota, Viridiplantae, Streptophyta, Magnoliopsida, Poales, Poaceae. The record is from RefSeq and is a predicted model, not a curated record. Gene Ontology annotation, biological process: cell wall biogenesis; xyloglucan biosynthetic process. Gene Ontology annotation, molecular function: galactoside 2-alpha-L-fucosyltransferase activity. Bases 307 to 2019 code for a protein of 570 amino acids. The transcript has 2 exons. Gene Ontology annotation, cellular component: membrane; Golgi apparatus.
AGCAUUUAAUACUAUAGGAAUUUAAAAUGAUACUAAAAUUAAAAAUAAACUUUUGCCAAAUUGUCAGGAUCCGGCGAUGAAUUUUGCUCCUAUUUCAAGCCAGGUUCAGUUUCUAAACUACUGAGGCUCUUAGUAGCUAGUGUAUAUAUAUACACACACAUAGACUAACUCAUUAACAAACCAAACAAAGAUAGCAAGAACAUGGAUAACGUACGUGAAGGGCGGUAAUCGUAGCUAGCCCCACUGCCCGACGGGGAUACCCAUCAGCCAAGAGGCACCAGUACGACAGGCCGCGCGCCGCCGACGAUGUCUUCCUUGGCGGCGGCUGCGGCACCCGACCUGCAGGUGGACGAGGCCGUAAGGAGGAGAUGGUGGCCAUGGCCGCGCAGUUGCUCCUCCAACACUACUAGAAGGAAGGCCCUGCUGGCCAUCUGCGCCGGGGCGACCGUCAUCGUCGUGCUAUUCGCCGGCGGGAGCUCACCCGACGGGAUGCUGCACUCCUUGCUCUUCCACCACUUACAAGGUUUUGAAGACAGACCACCAUUUAACCUCACCACCGACCAUCUCCUCGACGGCCUUCUCACGGCUGAGUACGGCUACCAGUCGUGCCGGAGCCGAUAUGAAUUCGCCGGUUACCACAAGAAAUCGUCGCAUCAGCCAUCACCCUACCUCCUCGCCAAGCUGCGGAAGCAAGAAGCACUCCAAAAGCGAUGCGGCCCCGGCACGGCCGCGUACAAGAAGGCACUCCGGCGGCUUGAAUCCAACGCUGCCGACGUCGAGGACGACGAUGACUGCCGGUACCUCGUGAACAUCAGCUUUCGAUUCCGAGGCCUCGGCAACCGGAUGCUCGCCGUCGCGUCGGCCUUCCUCUACGCGGUGCUUACAGAGCGCGUCCUCCUCAUCAACGCAGACAAGGGUGAUGUGCCCGAUCUCUUCUGCGAGCCCUUUCCAGGCGCGACGUGGCUGCUGCCGCGCGCCGGUCGCCGCUCCCCGCUCACGAAGCUCGAUGAUUACCAGGGGGGGUCGAAGGAGAGCCUGGGGAACAUGCUGCAGAGAGGCGUCGCCGGCGUGUCCGCCGACGGGAACAUGUCGUGGCUGUCUCCACCGCAGCCGCCGCCAUAUGUGUACCUCCACCUCGCUGGCGUGUACGGCUUCCACGACAAGCUUUUCUACUGCGGGGAGCACCAGCGGCUCCUCCGCGGAGUGCCGUGGCUGUUCAUGAGGGCGGACGGCUACCUGGUGCCCGGGCUGUUCCUCACGCCGCCGUUCGUCGGAGAGCUCGAGGCCAUGUUCCCGGAGAAAGACGCCGUGUUCUACCACCUGGGUCGAUACCUUUUCCUCCCCAGCAACGCCGUCUGGCGCGCUGUCACGAGCUACUACAGCGCCAACCUCGCAGGCGUCGGCCGCCUCGUCGGCAUCCAGAUCAGGGUGUUCCAGGAGAAGAAGCCGCCGCAGCAAAUCCUGGACCAGAUCCUGUCCUGCGUCCGCGACGAGAAGCUGCUCCCAGAGACGACCACAAAAGACAACGGCACGUCGUCGCCCUACGGUGUCCUUGUGACGUCGCUGAGCUCGUGGUACUACGAGAGGCUCAAGGGCGAGUACGGCGGUAGACUCGCCGGCGGCGUGCACCAGCCGAGCCACGAGGGGCGGCAGCGGUUGCGCAACGAAGCGCACGACGUGAAGGCGCUGAGCGAGAUGUACCUGCUCAGCAUGUGCGACGUGCUCGUCACCAGCGGCUUCUCCACGUUCGGGUACGUCGCGCAGGGCCUCGGCGGGCUGCAGCCGUGGGUCAUGUCGAGGCCGUCCCCGUUCGAGGAGUGGACGGAGGGUCAGGCGGCGCCAGAACCGCCAUGCCAGCGCGCGCUCUCCGUCGAGCCUUGCUUCCACUCACCAUCGUCCUAUGACUGCACGGUGAGGAGAGACGUGGAGCUGGACAAGGUGACGCCCUACAUCAGGCGCUGCGUGGACGUCAGCUGGGGCAUAAAGCUUGUGAAUCAAAGCCGCGACGGUCAGUGGUAGCAUUUGUCAAAUAGGCGCCGUAUCUAGGCACUUGAACCGGCCUACUCUUUGUUCCUUGUUCUGAACGUUACUCCUUUUUUCCAUUUGAUUAAAC